This is a messenger RNA of Fonticula alba, 1152 nucleotides long. RefSeq lists its product as hypothetical. The record is from RefSeq and is a predicted model, not a curated record. NCBI's taxonomy places the organism in Eukaryota, Rotosphaerida, Fonticulaceae. The transcript has a single exon. The coding region runs from base 1 to 1152 and encodes 383 amino acids.
AUGACCGAAGCCUCCUCCCCCGUCGCCGCUGAGGGUGGCCCCUCCGCCUCCCAGAUCAAGCGCGAGCAGCGCCAGGCCAUCACCGACCGCGUGCUCGAUGCCGUGCGGGCCUUCCAGGCCGAGGGCGGCCAGGCCGCCGCCGAGGGCGCCGACGGCAACAACCCCGAGUCGCCUUCCGACUCGUCCCCCCCGCCCACCGGGGCCAAUGCCAUCCCCUCCCCCUCGGAGCUGGCCCCCCGGCUCGGGCUCAAGGUGAACCAGGUUCACCGCGUGCUGAUGGACAACUUCAGCCACUACCGCCGCGCCCAUGCCAAGAGCCUGCUGAAGGCCGAGCGCCUGGGCAACCGCGUCCUCCCGGACAGCACCCACCUGGCCCUGCAGGACAUCGCCAACAAGACCCGCCUGACCAAGGCCCAGGUGCGCGCCGUCCUCCGGGACUUCGUGCCGCACUACGAGCAGCCGGAGGUCACCCGCCGCCGUCGGGUGCUGGAGCUGGCCCGCGAGUCGCAGGCGGCCGGCACCGCCGAGAUCGAGGCCAUCCUCUCCGGCGAGGGCCCGCGCCACUUCCUGUGCAAUGGCGAGAUCAUUGCCCUGUCGCCGGCGGUCAUGGACUACUCCGACAUCGCCUGGCGCACCGGCAUGACCCCGGGCACCGUGCGCAAGAUCGUCCUGGCCGAGAUGCCGACCUUCCGCCCGCGGACCGACCUGAUCCCGGAGCUGAUCGUGGCCCUGGCCCAGCGCCCGGACCCGAUUCACGGGCUGACCCCCCGGACUUCGGACAUUGCCCGGCGCGUGCGCAUGGCCCCCCCCUCGGUGCUGGCCAUCCUGCGCAAGCACCUGCCCGAGUACACUCCCCCCUCGCAUCGUGAGGUGAAUGCGGCCCUUGUCCAGCGCGGCCACAACCCCACCACCACCGCCCCCAAGCGCCGCCGCGCGGCCACCACCACCAAUGCCCGCAGCCCGGCCCGCGCCACCGCCGCCGCCGCUCGCGUGAAGAAGCAGCGCACCGAGGCCGGCGAGGUGGCCACCCUCCACCAUGACGCCUUCCCCGUUGGCGAGGACGAGGAGGAGGACGAGACCAUGGACGACCCGACCAUCCCGGUUGCCGAUCCCGAUGAGGACGACGACGAGGACGACGAGGACGACGAGUAA